AUGGAAAUGGAAAAGAAAGAGAAGGAGAGGCGGAGAGGGAGAAGAGGGUCAAGAAGGAAAUGGAAAAGAAAGAGAAGCAGAGGCGGAGAGGGUCAAGAAGGAAGAGGAAACGAAAGGGAAGGAGAGGUAGAGAGGGUCAAGAAGGAAAUGGAAAAGAAAGAGAAGCAGAGGCGGAGAGGGUCAAGAAGGAAGAGGAAACGAAAGGGAAGGAGAGGCAGAGAGGGAGAAGAGGGUCAAGAAGGAAAUGGAAAAGAAAGAGAAGGAGAGGGAGAAGAGGGUCAAGAAGGAAAUGGAAAAGAAGGAGAGGCUGAGAGGGAGAAGAGGGUCAAGAAGGAAAUGGAAAAGAAGGAGAGGCUGAGAGGGAGAAGAGGGUCAAGAAGGAAAUGGAAAAGAAGGAGAGGCUGA
This is a messenger RNA of Oncorhynchus mykiss (rainbow trout), 405 nucleotides long. The record is from RefSeq and is a predicted model, not a curated record. Lineage: Eukaryota; Metazoa; Chordata; Actinopteri; Salmoniformes; Salmonidae.